AUGGCUUCGCAGCAGAAAAGGGCUGAGCUGGACGAGAGGGCUAGGCGAGGAGAGACUGUGAUACCCGGCGGGACUGGCGGCAAAAGCCUUCGAGCUCAGGAACACCUUGCUGAAGGGAGGAGGAAAGGAGGGCAGACGAGGAAGGACCAGAUAGGGAAGGAAGGGUACCAGGAGAUGGGCCGCAAGGGAGGGCUGAGCACCGGAGAUGAGUCCGGUGGAGAGCGCGCCGCCCGGGAGGGUAUUACGAUUGACGAGUCCAAGUACAAGACCAAGAGCAAUGAGUAG
Messenger RNA from Fragaria vesca subsp. vesca, 285 nucleotides. RefSeq names its product embryonic abundant protein 1-like. Gene Ontology annotation, cellular component: cytosol. The record is from RefSeq and is a predicted model, not a curated record. Lineage: Eukaryota; Viridiplantae; Streptophyta; Magnoliopsida; Rosales; Rosaceae. The transcript is spliced from 2 exons. The coding region runs from base 1 to 285 and encodes 94 amino acids. Gene Ontology annotation, biological process: response to abscisic acid.